GCGUUUCCUACGUUUCUUUUUUUUUAUUUUAUAUAUUAUUGCUCUUUGUUUUUUUUAUAUUUAUUUUACCAUACUUACAAUUGUGUGUGUUAAUAUUUUGUGUUAUAGUGAAUUUUUAUUUAUUAUUCUGUGAAUUAUUGUGUGUACUAAAGGAUUUAAUGCUGAUACUAAUUGGAUAUUUUAUUUAAAUUCCGUAGAUUGAAUAAGAAUGGUCCUCGCAACGAUGGAAACAGACACAUUGACAAGCACCCGAGGAAAACUGCGGCACUCGCGACGUCUUUCCUCCACUCGCGGUCUCAAACAAAGAACCGCGAAAAAUAAUCCUGACUCAAGUUCUCUUUCAAAGUCAUCUAGAGCUUGCAAACAAGAGGAAAACUUGAGAUUGAGUGGCAAGACAAACGACCCGGGACGUGGGAUCAAUUGGGAAUUGAAUGAGAAAAUAAGUCUGAGCAGCGGAUCCAGCACCGGGAUUGAAAUCCACCCGGACACCUACACCGGAAUAGGGUUUACAGAACGAGCUAAAGCGUCAUCAUCACCCGGAUUACUACCAGCAUCCCAAGAUAGCCAUCGUCUCCACCAGAAACCGCCGAAGCUGGGUAAGAAAAUAGAGAGCGUUAAGAAAUCACUCGAAUUGCUUAACGUGUCGGGGUUCCCUCCGAAGUCUGUUUGCCCUCCCCAAAUCCACCCUUUCAAGGAAAUAAAAGACUCAGCGGCGACGAAUAUCAUAAAGAGUGAUUGUAAAUAUGAAAUAGGAAUCCCCGGCGAGUGCACGAUAUCUCGAAAAAAGCGUCAGGAUCGACGGAAAAUUGAAAAGGAAGCCGUUAAAAGCUCCGUGAAAACAAAUGUCGACUUAACCGGGACCAUGAGACGGAGAUGGAUCCCCUCAAAUCAAAAAAUCGACGAUUCGAUUGCCAAAAGACUGGAAUUGAUUCACGAACUAAACCAGAAAAUUAUCGCCAAUUACGAGCGGUUUCAAGCUAAAUCUAAAAAGACAUCCAGCAAAAUUUAUUCCUCUGGUUCAAAUACUUACUCAGGCUGUAAAGAGGAUCAGAAAAAUAGUUUAAGACGCGAUAGCAAAAAUCGAACGGCUUUAUCAGACUUGCAGGAAAAUUCAGUGAAAGGAAACAGUGACAUAUAUUCUGAGGUCAAGCGUAAGAAUAAAUCCGAUAGCCGGCGCAUUGUCGAAAAUGCAGUAGUCCAUCGCGAGCAGGAAAAUACCCUAGAAAAAAAACGUGACAGCGUCUUCAUAAAAGUAAAAGUGGCGAAGGAUAACGGCAACCCUGAGGCAGUUUCUCAAGAGCCAUCUAAUGUAGAGAAUGUGAAUAUGAACAUAAAGUCUACUUCAAAGUUCUUAGAUCACGAUUUUAUGGGAUCUCGGGAUGAAGUUGAAUCGAAUGUUAAGACGUUUGAAAACGGGGCCAAGUCAUUCCUGUCGCCAAAUAUUAAGUUUAAGAUGUCCCAAGUGCUUGAUAAUUUUAAGACCAGGUCUAAGAUAGAGAAUCCAGUUGUCAACGAUAACUUUAGUUUGGCGAAGAACCCAUUGAAAGUGAUUGAAAGUUACGAGUCACGAGAAAAGUUCGAUGACUUAAACAACUUUGAAAAUCUGUCUGCAACACGAGACUCUGAGGAAGAUUCCAAAGCUAAAGAACCGCCAACAAAAGAAGUGCUAAUACUAUCCGAAGAAGAAAGACAUAACUCGGAUAUUACGGAAAAUAAUUUAAGUGUGAGGGAUAAUAUUACCAGACUAGAAGUAAGUUGUCAAAUGAAACAAGAUAAAGACAAGUCGACAGGAAGAUCCAAUAAAGAUUGCUCCAAGAAUUCUCAGCAGCUUUAUCAACCUCCUGAUAUAAACUUUCGCAAAGGCAAGGAUGAGCUCUAUUCAGCGUCUUACUCUGCUUACACCUCCACUCCCGUCAAGACCGAUCAUGCCCUGGAUUUCCCAGAGUGUAAGCCCAUGAAUAUCGAGUUUGACGAUAAGUCUGUUGAGUCGACAGAGCUGCUGGAGAAAGAAAUCCUGGACAAGUUUAACGAAACAAUCGGGAAAUUCGACUGCGAGAAAGCCUCCGACUUGAUGGACGAAGGAGCCGGCUCCUCAGCAGCUGAUGACAAUUUUAGCGACGACUCUAUUCAAAUGGCAUGCAGCAGUCCCGUGUCUGUGUCUAACAAAGAGAACAGCCAUUCCAAGGAUACGAGUCACCAGGAAACGUUCAAUUCCUCCUGGGACUCCGGAGUCGGCAUCGACGUCGGAUUAGGAAACGGAUGGGUUAGAAUCCACACGGGCAUUGAAAGCAGCCUUGUUUAUCUCACGCUUGAUACCACGGCCAAGGAUAUUUGCAGAGACAUGCUUCUGGGUGAUGAAUUGUCUAUUUAUAUUCAGUACGGCGGAGAAAUGGGACGUCGUAUGGCACCAGAUGAACGACCACUCGAACAUCAAGACGAAUUUCUGAAGCUGCUUGGCUACGACGAACUUUCGAGGCGAGCACGUCUCGGAGUAGACCCCGAACUACGUCAUCUCAUCGCUUUUCAUAUAGGUCCGACAGAGCCGCAUAAAGAUUUGACGGGACACAGCCGCUGUGGCAACGUCCUUGUGCUAAAGGGUCUUGUUUUUCCACAAUGGAAAAAACGUGUCCUGGCUGUCAUAGGAUCCAGACUUUUUCUCUAUCCCGGAUGUCCGGAGUCACGGCCAGAAUGGAUAGAACUGCAAGGCGGUGCGGUCUGUUAUGCGCCAUCACGACUGGGCAAGCUCGUUUUGCGCGUCACAGGGUACCCGAGGAUAUACAACCAGCAGGAGGUCCACCAGGACUCGGAGCAAUUUCAGCACCACGGGGAGUCGAGACAUCAACAACAAGAACAUCAUCGCGAAACUAGACAUCUUUACUUGGGCUUCCACCAUCCCUGGGAUCGCGAUCUCUGGCGCAGCUGGCUCAAACAGGCGACGCAAUUGACCGGAGGACCUAAAAAGUUGGAUCUCUGCAGAAACGGGUUGCUGAGAAUACCGGAAAGCGUAUUAGCAUUCAAUGCAGUUGAGGAAAUUUUACUGGGUCAUAAUCAAUUGGCUAAUCCUGACAAUAAUCUUGGACUCUUAAAAAGAUUUCGUAGACUUCAUGUGAUACAACUGGAGCGCAACCAACUGAAAAGCUUCCCCAGGGAGCUGAUAGAACUUGAAGGUCUGACCUCACUCGACCUAUCCGACAAUAAGAUCGAGCAAGUGCCCAACGAGAUAUAUCGACUAGUCAAUUUGAGAGAACUUACUCUCGAUCGUAAUGAAAUCAAAGAGCUGCCGGUCGAAGUUGAGUUACUCAAGAAAUUGACAAGUUUUUCAAUAGCCGGAAAUAAACUCACUGACCUGCCGUCCUUUUUGAAAAUGAGAGCACUGACUCUGGAUGUACUCACAAAAGGAGAUCUCGCUAAAUUUCGAGAGGAAAAAAAUAAUCAAAAUUAUCUUCAUAAAGUCAAUCUCAGAAAUAACCAACUCAAGGGUAACAUAAUACUGGGAAAUUAUGGCAACUUGACCCAUUUGGAUGUAAGUGAAAAUAGCAUUGAAAAAUUAGAUCUCAGCGCAUUGCAAGAGCUACAAAGUGCAAGAUGUGCUCGUAAUUCACUAACAGAAUUAACUGUAUGUGGAAGAAAUCUUGUUUCGCUUAUCGCCGGGCACAACAAGCUCAAAAAACUUACUAUCGAGCCAACUCCGACGAAUCUGGAGCACCUGGACGUCUCAUACAAUUGUCUGGAUGCAUUACCCGAGUGGAUAUCAGACUUACCUGUACUCCGAGCGCUGUUUGUGUCACACAAUGAUCUCACUGCCCUGCCCGACAGACUGCUAUCUCAGCCCUCGAGACUGGAAGUACUUCAUCUCCCGCACAAUAGACUCCAAGCACUGCCGCCACCGAGAAAACCUCUCAAUAUUGUUCACCUCACGCUCCAAGGCAAUGCAUUGACAGCAUUACCAACGACUUUCUUUCAAAACACUGAAAGACUCAAGGUAUUGAAUUUAUCCAAUAACCGGCUCUCUGAGCUCACAUUCGCCGAUGAUGUUACGAAAAAUCGAUCAAAUGUUCAUGCACUUGAGAAACUAUAUUUGACAGGAAACUGCCUCACAGACGCAUCAUUGGAUGCUUUAUCCAAGCUGACGGCUCUUCAUGUUUUGCAUCUGGCAUAUAAUGUUCUGGAUACACUUCCUGAAAGUUGCAUUGCGUCAUGGCCUGAUUUGGAAGAGUUAGUAUUGUCUGGUAACCGUCUUCAAUAUCUUCCAGACAAUGUUGCUAAUCUGCAGCAUCUGCGAGUACUACGUGUUCACUCAAACAGACUUUUGACCUGCCCUACAUUUAACAAAACAACUUCUCUCAUGGUGCUCGAUUUGGCGCACAAUCAACUGGACCGCGUAAACUUGGCGACGCUUGUGCCUCCCCAGUUGCAAUUUCUUGAUAUUUCAUGCAACUCGCGGUUGCACGUCGAUCCAAGACAGUUCCAAGUUUACCGGUCGCAACGUCCGGUCUCGCUGAUUGACGUUUCCGGACAAAAUAGGCCAAGUCUACCGUCGCAUCCUCUCCAGCAGGAAAUAGUCAGUGCGGAAAAAGGCUCCGAGCAUCCAUGGAGGUUGGGAUUUUCUGAAACAGCUGGUACACGUGAAAAACUUUACAUCUCGCAAGUGAGGAUACCAUCAUUUUGCAACAUAGAAGGGCUCUUUGGAAUAUUUGACGGAGGUACCAACCAGGAAGCGCCGAGCACUUUGCAGGAAAUGAUACCGCGAUUACUUCUUGAGGAGCGAACCAUUAGGGAAACGUCUAAAGAGUAUUUGAAGUACACGUUGCUGUCAGCGCACCGGGAGCUGAAGGAAAAGGGCCAGAAGUAUGGAGUAGACGCUACUUUGGUCCACAUUACCAAAUUACCUGCUCCUGCAGGCUAUCCCCGGAAUGCCAGAAAGUAUUGUCUCAAAGUGGCUUCAUCCGGAGAGACAAAGGCAGUUCUAUGUCGUGCGUCAGGUCCAUUUGUUUUGGCACCUGCCAGAAAAACUCCUCCGACAAACCAAUUGGGAAACGCGGCCAUGUUUCCGAUGGUUGUUCCCGAUCCCACUACGGACGAAGUAAUUUUGGAAGAUGACGACGAGUUUGUACUGAUUGCCAAUCGUAAACUCUGGGAAGUAUUUACGAUGCAGGAAGCAGUGCGUGAAGUACGCGCAGAAGCCAAUCCAGUGCUGGCGGCAAAACGGCUUCAGGAUUUAGCCCAAGCUUACGGAGCUGAAGACAACUUGAGCAUAAUUGUCAUACGACUGACACCUGGCUCAGGAGAUCUCGACCAGCUGAUGCGGGAAUUGAGGCACGCGGUGACUAAAACUCGUAACCAUCCAGAAAGUGGCUGCACGUGUCCCUGCUGCGUUCCACCUGCGCCUCACAAGUCUCCAGCUCCCUGCUGCUGUCAUGGGAACGUGAAUGAAAGCUUUUAUUUAAACGGAGUGCUGAAAAAUAUUGUCAACAGGUCUAGUGGACCAGGACAAUCGCGUCAAGGCUCCGGAAGAUAUUUUAAGAACACGCGGACCAACGAAAAUGCAAGUCCGCCUUUUAGGGACGACCGCAGUUCACCCAGUGGUCAAUCUGAUCAAACGACCGACAGCACUUUCAAGUCCCGACAAAAUUCAGGACGUGCAUGGGUCGGCAGCACCGCAGCUCGCGCUGCGUCAAAAAAUCGAUCCCACGAUUCCACUAGAAAAGACAACGCGGUCGCGGCAGCAGCUGCAUUGAGCGAAGAACAAUUCAGAUGCUGGGAGUACAUGCUCGAACAAAACACCCACAUGUUGUUCGACAAGGAACUAGACACGCUGUCAAGAUUGCCUCUGAGAAGAGGCCAAUCACGGUCGACUCCCCAAUUAGCCAACCUGCCUUUCCUCUCAAAGCGCUUCGGCAGUGCGAGAUCUUUCAACCCUCCAUUACCCAGACCAGCCAUGAUCAGAUUCGGCAGCGGUCGACGUUUUCUCAACGGCGGCCCCAACGCCGCUUACUUCGGAAGCCUCCAAAGACUCAUGCCAUACAACUUGGAGUAUGACUUCGCGGUAAUCCAAGAACGCGGCGGACUGGAUUCGCUCGAACAAGACGCCUCCAGAAUGCAGCAGUACUGGGGAGUCGCCACCACCGAACUGUAAAUUAAACUACAGGUUUUAAAUUAAAAAUAAUCAAAAUCUACUUCGAUAGUUACGUGGAAAUAAUAUUAAUUGUGAUUUAUUAAAUUUUAAUUAAAACCAUCACGAGCUUUUGAUUAAAUGAA
This is a messenger RNA of Microplitis demolitor, 6258 nucleotides long. It is a transcript of the gene Phlpp, whose product is annotated as PH domain leucine-rich repeat protein phosphatase 1. Gene Ontology annotation, molecular function: protein binding. The transcript is spliced from 16 exons. The record is from RefSeq and is a predicted model, not a curated record. NCBI's taxonomy places the organism in Eukaryota, Metazoa, Arthropoda, Insecta, Hymenoptera, Braconidae. Bases 209 to 6136 code for a protein of 1975 amino acids.